GCGUCCGGUCUAGUUUGUCCGCCAUUUUGAGUCUUGUUACUUUUCUUUUGCGGAGACGCGCAUACGUGUAGUGCGGCUUUCAGUAUUUCCCUGAUAUAGGUACUUUUAUUGAAAACGUUCCUGUGCCGUAAAUGUUUUUACAUAUUGUGUAGUUUAUUGUAAUUCACAAUUUUUAUUGUUUUAUUUUCGUGAUUGAAAUAGUACGGAACAUUUUACUAUGCAAAUGCAAGGGAUGAAUCAAUUUGGAAAUAGAGGAUACGGCGGACCACCGCAGCCGCAGCGUCAAGGUGGUCGCCGAGGAAAUAAUCGCGGAGGUUUCCGUAAUUCUAGAUUUGAGCACAACAAUCAAAAUCAAAGAAAUCAUAAUCAUGGACAAGGAGGUCAACGACCUAAUAAUGAACCAGUGAAACAAGUAGUGUCUGAUAAGCAAUCUCCCCCAACACCACAGCAGCAGAAGGAGAAACCUAUCGAGGAGGUGCAGCAGGCACCAGCGGCUGCUUCCACACCAGCACCACCUCAGAUACAGCAACAAAACAACAGACCACAACAACAAAGCCAGAGGCCACAGCAAAACCAGCGUGGGCCUCAACAAGGCCCGCAACAGAACCAGCGCCCACAGAAUCAACAACAACCACAACAAUCACCACAACAACAGCCUCAACAACAGCAACAACAACAGCAGCAGCAAAAAUUAAACCAGUCCAAAUCCCAGGAUGAUGUUGACAAGUCUAUUGGGAGUGAAAAAAAUACACAAGGACCUAGUCCUAACCAGAACCAAUUCCAAAAGAACAUCAAUGGAAACUUUGGUGGGGGAAACAAAUCAGGUGGAACAUGGAGUCAAGGUGGUCCCAACAACAGGCAGAAUCAGAACCAGAAUCAAAACCAAAAGCAGUUUGGCCCCAAGCAGCAAGGUGUUGGUGGUGGCCCAGCUCGCAAUCAGCGCCACAGCAUGAGGGGCCAGCAGGAUGGGAAGACAGUACAGCGUGAGGAUCAUUUCUUGUUAAACAAACUCAAAGAGCUUGUUGGACCUUUGAUAGAUUUGCCUCAAAUUGACCAAACAGAACUUAAAUUCAAUGGUAGAAGCAGACUUUACAUUGGAAAUCUAACAUCUGAUGUAACUGAAGAGGAAAUUAUGAAUUUGUUUGGGCAGUUUGGUGAAGCUGCAGAAUUGUUUCUUAACAAAGAAAAGAACUUUGGAUUUAUUAAAAUGGACUACAGGGUUAAUGCAGAAAAGGCAAAAAGGGAGCUUGAUGGUAAAAUGAGGAAUGGCCGUUCUCUGAGAGUGAGAUUUGCCCCACAUAAUUGUGCUGUCAGAGUUAAAAAUUUGCCUCCAUUUGUGUCAAAUGAACUUCUCUUUAAAGCCUUUGAAAUAUUUGGAAAAAUCGAAAGGGCUUAUGUUAGGGUUGAUGAAAGAGGAAAAACUUUAGGAGAGGGAGUUGUGGAGUUUGCUCGUAAACCUAGUGCUUUAUCUGCAAUUAGGAAUUGUACUGAGAAGUGCUUCUUUUUAACAUCGUCCCUGCGCCCGGUUAUUGUUGAAAGUUAUGAGGAACCGGAUGAGUUUGAUGGUUACCCAGAAAAGAAUUUACCCAAGAAACAUCCAGAAUUUCUUCGUGCUCGUGAGAUGGGACCUCGUUUCUCUGAGCCGAACAGCUUUGAACAUGAAUAUGGGACCAGAUGGAAGCAAUUGCAUGAACUACACCGUCAGAAAGAGGAAGCUCUCAAAAAGGAGUUGGCAGCCGAAGAAGAGAAGCUUGAAGCUCAAAUGGAAUAUGCCAAAUACGAGCACGAGACGGAGCUGCUGCGCGAGCAGCUGCGCCAGCGCGAGCAGGACCGCGAGCGACAGAAGCGCAGCUGGGAGAUGGCGGAGCGCGCGGCGGAGGAGCGGCGCGAGGCGGAGCGCGCGCAGCUGCUGCGCCAGGAGGAGGAGCUCUCGCAGCGCAUGCGUCUGCAGGACGACGAGCUGCGUCGCCGCCAGCAGGAGAACACGCUCUUUGUACAGGCACAAAGAUUGAAUUCAAUGUUGGACAGACAAGAACAGGGGAUGUUUGAUCAGCAGCAGCCAAUGGAAGGAGGCUUCAGAGAGCAGUACGACAUGCCGCGCGGGGGCUAUGACGACAUGCCGCCACAGACCCGCGGUUGGGACGGGCCGCGCCAUAUGGAUGAUUACCCUAACAAACGCCGUCGAUUCUAACUGCUUUCUUACUACGUGACGGAACAAAAUACGUCACAUUUGACUGCAUAAGCAGCCUGAAAUCCCGUGUCUUAACCAUUCGGUUUGUCGCGAAUAUAAAUUUAAGAUUAUUAUAUUUUAUUAGACCUAAUCAGCAGAUAUUCUCUUCUGUGAAAUAGUACUUCGCUUUUGCAUAUUUCGCAACAUUUGUACAAGGUGAUUACCGAACCGAGUGCACACAUUCAAGGCAAGUCGAAAGCGCUUACAACUUGCCCAUACGAUUUCACUGUUAUUUUUACCCCACUGACUCAAAAGGGUAAUGUUUUUAAUAAUUUUAAUGUUUAAUAAUAUAUAAUUUUUAUUGUCAAGAAGUUACAAGUAAACGUUUUAAGCGGUUUUGUGUAAACUUAUUUAUUCUUUAGUAAAGCCGAUUUCGCUCACACUCAAACCUACCCUACCUUAGUAAGGUCGGCUAAGGUAAAAUCUCAAGCUCAGGCAUUGUCACUGUAAUAUGUGUUCAAACACAGAAAAAUUGAAUGUUAGUAGUGCACUUAGGCGGUAUGUAGUUUAAUUAUUCGAAUUGUAAGAAAACAGCUAAUAUUACAAACUUUAAUAUUACUUUAAUUAUUAUUUGC
Molecule: messenger RNA, 2805 nt
Organism: Papilio machaon (common yellow swallowtail)
Lineage: Eukaryota; Metazoa; Arthropoda; Insecta; Lepidoptera; Papilionidae
Gene: Psf
Product: hrp65 protein
Exons: 10
Coding region: 218-2191 (657 amino acids)
Biological process (GO): regulation of DNA-templated transcription
Cellular component (GO): nucleus
Molecular function (GO): RNA binding
Source: RefSeq, a predicted model, not a curated record